AAAGCACAAUUAACGUCUUUGUUGAACCUAAUCUUCUGGUGAACCUACAGAGAUGAAAAUUGACAUUCAUAGUCACAUUCUGCCCAAGGAGUUGCCUGAUUUAAAACAGAGAUAUGGCUAUGAUGGAUGGAUUCAUCUGGAGCAAAACUCUACGGAGGAAGCCAAAAUGAUGAAAGAUGGAAAAGUUUUCAGAGUUAUCCAAGAGAACUGUUGGGAUCCAGAGGUUCGGAUUAAACAGAUGGACCAGUCAGGGAGAAACGUAGAGAUUAACCACAAAGCCUGUUUUUGUUGGGAGGACUGGAUUUCAUUAAUUUAUGAGAGAAAGUUCAGCCAGCAAUGCGGACGGACUUCCAUCAAGCUCUUUCUGACUAAGCGACACGUUUAUCUUUUCUUCAAAGAAAAACGGAACUUAACAGGAGUCACUGUCCAAGCCCUUUCUACAGUUCCUGUCAUGUUUAGCUACUGGGCCAAACCACAUGACACUCUAGACCUGUGCCAAUUUUUAAAUGAUGAUUUGGCCACUACCGUAAAAAAGUACCCAGAGAGGUUCAUUGGCCUUGGUACCAUCCCCAUGCAAGCUCCAGACCUGGCUGUGAAGGAAAUAUAUCGCUGUGUGAAUGAGCUUGGAUUUCCUGGUGUGCAGAUAGGAUCUCAUAUCAACGACUGGGAUUUGAAUGCCCCAGAGCUCUUUCCUGUCUAUGCUGCUGCUGAACAAUUAAACUGCUGCCUCUUUGUGCAUCCUUGGGACAUGCAGUCAGAUGGAAGAAUGUCUAAAUACUGGCUUCCCUGGCUUGUAGGCAUGCCCACAGAAACAACCAUUGCUAUUUGCUCCAUGAUUAUGGGAGGGGUGUUUGAAAUCUUUCCUAAGCUGAGAGUUUGCUUUGCCCAUGGAGGUGGUUCUUUUCCUUAUACAUUAGGGCGUAUUGCCCAUGGAUUCAAUGUGCGACCUGACUUGUGUGCAGUGGAUAAUAACAUUGAUCCAAAGAAAUACCUUGGUUCAUUCUACACAGAUUCACUUGUUCAUGAUGCACGUGCACUGAAGAUGCUGACAGAUGUAAUAGGAAAGGACAAGGUUUUGUUGGGAACAGAUUAUCCAUUUCCACUUGGGGAACAUGAACCAGGAAAACUGAUCGACUCUAUGGAUGAGUUUGAUGAUGAACUAAAGGAUAAGCUCAAGUUUAACAAUGCGCUUGCAUUUUUGGGUCUUGACAGAAAGCAGUUUGAAUAACACUGGAACCGUGUUAGGUCUUUAUGUGUAAUUAUGUAUCUACAUCCUUAUCUAUAUGCAUUCCCAUGAAAAUUCCAAAUAAAUGUAUGUAUAAUAUUUAUUGCUUAACUCUGAAAUCUUCUUUGUGAAAGCUAAGCCUUUAAACUGGCUACACAGAUUUGAGAGAUUUCCUUGUUAUCUGCAGAAUCAGUGGUUUGUUGUAGCUGUGGAUGUUUUGGGACUUUCCAUAGUAGCAUUUGAAAUGGCCAGAUCUGAUUGCAGGGAACAUUCUUAUUACAUGGAACUGCAGCUCAAAAAUUGGGGAUCUUGACCUUUGCUCCAUGCUGAUCUCUGCCUCCCCCACCAUCAGAUCACAUGUCAUGUAUGAGUACUCUGUGCAUGAAAGCGUGAGCUCUUGUAGGUAACUAUUUACAGUAACAGAAGGCUCCACUUGGAAGCGGAACUGGAUAAAUAUAUUCAGCUGUGCUCCUGACCAAAGACAUAGUACGGAAACUAUCAUGCCCUAUGUUUAAAGAAUUAGAUAUUUGCUUACAAAUAUGUGAAGAAGGGCCACAUAUGUUCUAUUCAUGCCCAGCAUAUGAAAUUAGAAUAUCCCUGGCUCUUUUUCACACAAUGAAUGGUGAAAAUUUCCAUGUUUUUAUUUGAAACAUAUAAGUAAAUGUAUUAGCUUCUUUGUGUUCAAGUCUGUUGUUUCAUAGCCAUUCAUUAAAUGCUUUCUAACUAGUUUCAUGAAGACUACUGUAUCUGUCCCUUUCAAAUGCUAUUCUGCGGUUGACCCUAACAAUAUGUAGAUUACAACCUCUUGAAUCAAAUGUAAAGAGACAGACAGAACAGCUAGACAAUUCUGUGUAAAGCUUAAGAUAAGGUGACCAGUCACAACAGCAAUGACUGCUGAUAGUCAUCCUAGUAUUGCUAAGUUAAUUAACACCUGUGGUGAGACAGGAAACCAUUAUCUUGACUCACAACUAAAAUAGAUAUAAUCAAACUCAUUGAUAAGUUCUAGUUUACCAGUUUUGUGUUGGAGUCUCCUUUUGACAUUCCUUUUAUUUCCCUUUAUUCCUGCAUUGAGCAGGGGGUUGGACUUGAUGGCCUUAUAGUCCCAUUCCAACUCUACUAUUCUAUGAGUGUGCAGAUGUCUUGGUAGUCAGAUUCCUACUCUGCCAGAGAACCUAAGAGACAAUUUAAUGAAUAGCAGUGUGGAAUGGUGUGAGGGAAAGAGAUCUGAACAAAAGGUAUAAAACACCAGUAAAUAUGCAUACACAUCAGGGCCCAGAAUAAAUGUUUUAACCAAUCAGUACCCUCUUCAAAUUGCACAUAAUGUUGGCAAAUUUCUUUGUCAUUCAUAUCCCUGUUCCUUUGCCCAGAACUUUCAUCUAGAUAUUUACAUUGCUGCUUUGGACACCUUGUCUUCUCCUCUCAGAGAGAAAAAUUAGAGUAACACAUAUAUCCCUUGCAGACCUCUCCUAUCCACUUUGUCUGAUGAAGUUUUUUAUUUAAAGAUCCUACAUUCCCUCAAUGUCACAAAUGUAACCCUUUCUCUGCUUUCCUUUCUUGAGGCCCAGCUGAUCAUAACCUACUCAAACUGUUGCUUAGCAACCUGGUAGGCACAGGGAUAAUAUCUUCAGAAAGAAAUUAAUUGUAGUCUGUUACAUACAUGCUGUUCAUACGAGCCUAUUCACAUUACCUGUCUUACUCCCAAGGAAGUGGACAUAGGAGAAAUACAGUAGUAAUAGCACAACAUGUCAACGCAACUGAAUAGAGCAUGUGUCUGCGUUAAUUGAGCAUGGCAUGACAGUUGGGAGAAGCUAUUUAAUUAGAUAUAUUUUUUGUUUAAACUUUUUUUUGUAUAGGCUAUCUUUUACUCUACUGUCUGUUUUCAGCAUCACCAUGUGAUGAUUUCAUGUGGUUUAAGUGCAUAGACACUUAUCAAAACACGUUCACUUGAAAUAUCUGUACAUCCUGUAUGUAAUUAUUCUGCCAUUUCUUGAUAAUGUGUAUACUGUGUAGUAUUACAGUGGUAACUUGUAUCUGUGACACAUUUCUUCAAUAAAGGUUGAGUAGGUGACAGGUCUUAAAAGGCUUUAUUAUUAGAUUUGUGGUAAGCCACCAUCUAUCCACCUCAUCUCCCAUCUGACAUGAGAUCAUAAUACAAAGUGGUUGUAACCACUCCUCUGGCUGCAGUAAAGUACUGUAACAUAUUACAUGACUGUCAAUAAAUCUCUGUCUCUCUCUG
Messenger RNA from Rhineura floridana, 3461 nucleotides. RefSeq names its product aminocarboxymuconate semialdehyde decarboxylase (gene ACMSD). The coding region runs from base 53 to 1228 and encodes 391 amino acids. The transcript is spliced from 11 exons. The record is from RefSeq and is a predicted model, not a curated record. Gene Ontology annotation, molecular function: carboxy-lyase activity; hydrolase activity. Gene Ontology annotation, cellular component: cytoplasm; cytosol. Lineage: Eukaryota; Metazoa; Chordata; Lepidosauria; Squamata; Rhineuridae. Gene Ontology annotation, biological process: secondary metabolic process.